Molecule: messenger RNA, 1038 nt
Organism: Nerophis lumbriciformis (worm pipefish)
Lineage: Eukaryota; Metazoa; Chordata; Actinopteri; Syngnathiformes; Syngnathidae
Source: RefSeq, a predicted model, not a curated record
AUGCAAGGUGCUGCCAACCCACUAGGGGGCAUACUAGGGUUCGGCGCCUUGCCCAAGGGCAUUCCGACAGUGGGCAGACGUUAUUACAAUAAUAUGAACCUCCAUGUGGACUCUACAUUUUCAUCUGUGUUUGCACUUCGCGGGGGGAAUGCCACCCUGCCAUGCAGGUUUUGGUACAAGCCUGAGCUCGGUUCCCCCAGGGAAGUGCGAAUUAAGUGGUCCAGGUUUCCUGUUGCAGGGGGACCCCAGACAGACGUUCUGGUGGCUGUGGGUUCACGCAAUCGAAUCUUUAGAGAAUUCAGAGGACGGGUGCGGCUCAGACAGGAUUUUGCAGAAGAUGCUUCACUGGACAUGACUCAACUCGGACUUAACGACUCAGGUCGUUAUGUCUGUGAAGUGGUGGAUGGACUGGAGGACAAGCGAACUACAGUGGAUCUUGAAUUAAGAGGUGUAGUGUUUCCAUACCAACAUCCACUCGGGCGUUACUACCUCAGCUUUAUGGAGGCUCAACAGGUGUGUGAGAAGCAGGACGCCACACUGGCCACAUUUACUCAGCUCUUCCAUUCCUGGGAGGACGGCCUGAACUGGUGCAAUGCAGGUUGGCUGGCUGAUGGGACGGUUCAGUACCCCAUCACCCAGCCCAGGGCACCAUGCGGAGGAUACGAGCUAGCUCCGGGAAUUCGGAACUACGGCAGGCGCCAGCUGACCAACCAUCGCUAUGAUGCGUUCUGCUUUUCCUCAUUCAUGAAAGGGCAAGUCUACUAUUUUCAGCCUUUCCACAAGAUGAACCUGACCGAGGCUCGACAGGCCUGUGAAACAGACAAAGCGCAGAUUGCUAAAGUGGGACAGCUCUAUGCCGCAUGGAAAUAUACCGGAUUGGACGAGUGCAAUGGCGGCUGGUUGGAUGAUGGAAGUGUUCGGUAUCCCAUCACCAGGCCAAGAAAAAAUUGUGGGCCUUCCGAGCCAGGAGUACGCAACUUUGGUUUCCUGCCUCCUCAAGACAAGUGGGGAGUUUAUUGCUACAAAGAAAAGAGUUAA